Theobroma cacao (cacao) is the source of this 1197-nucleotide messenger RNA. Its product is annotated as peroxidase 45-like. NCBI's taxonomy places the organism in Eukaryota, Viridiplantae, Streptophyta, Magnoliopsida, Malvales, Malvaceae. The record is from RefSeq and is a predicted model, not a curated record. Gene Ontology annotation, biological process: response to oxidative stress; hydrogen peroxide catabolic process. Gene Ontology annotation, molecular function: heme binding; peroxidase activity.
AUGUGAAGCAAGAAAAGCUGAGUCAUGGAAAACAAAAGCAUAAUUGUUGUCUCAUUUAUCCUUCUUCCUCUCCUCUUCACAAUCGCUUCUGCCCAGACUCGGCUUAGACCAGACUUCUAUAGAACAACAUGCCCCAAUGUUGAGUCUAUUGUCCGCUCCGCAGUCCAAACGAAGUUCCAGCAAACCUUUGUCACAGCUCCCGGAACUCUUCGGCUCUUCUUCCACGAUUGCUUUGUUCGUGGAUGUGACGCUUCGGUGAUGUUGACCGGUAACGGGAACGCGGAGAAGGAUCAUCCUGAUGACAUAUCCCUAGCAGGAGAUGGAUUCGACACAGUGAUCAAAGCAAAGGCGGCUCUUGAUAGUAAUCCUCAGUGCCGAAACAAAGUUUCUUGUGCAGACAUUCUAGCUCUUGCCACCAGAGAUGUCGUAGCCUUGACCGGAGGACCGAAUUAUAGAGUGGAAUUGGGAAGACGUGAUGGGAGGAUAUCCACAAAAGCCAGUGUUGAAAAUCAGCUUCCUCACCCUGACUUUAACUUAGACCAGCUCAAUUCUAUGUUCGCCAGGCACGGUCUCACUCAGACCGAUAUGAUUGCAUUGUCAGGUGCACACACCCUAGGAUUCUCCCAUUGUGGGCGUUUCUCCAAUCGAAUCUACAACUUCAGCCCCAGGAGGAAGAUUGACCCUACUCUCAACUUUGCAUACGCUUUGCAGCUUAGGCAAAUGUGCCCCAGAAAUGUUGACCCAAGAAUUGCCAUCAACAUGGACCCAACCACACCUCGAACAUUCGACAAUGUCUACUACAAGAAUCUUCAGCAAGGAAAGGGUCUGUUCACCUCUGAUCAGAUACUAUUUACUGAUCGCAGAUCAAGAAACACUGUCAAACUUUUCGCAUCAAACAAUGGAGCUUUUCAAAAUGCUUUUGUGGCUGCCAUUACCAAGCUAGGCCGUGCAGGGGUUUUGACAGGAAAUCAAGGUGAAAUUCGACGAGAUUGCACCCAACCAAACUAGGGAAAGAGAAUUCUCACUGCUUCAAUUCCCUUCACUUUAGCCUUGUCCUGCCCAUCUUAAGUCAUUUCCAUUAUCUUUUGUCAUGUGAUUGGCCAGAUCACCGACAUCUCUAAGUCUCAUAAAUAGCACUGAUGUCAAAUUUAUAAUUGUUGCUCGCUCUUUAAAUAAUAAAAAUGAUUUGAUUUGUUU